This is a messenger RNA of Lymnaea stagnalis (great pond snail), 11793 nucleotides long. The record is from the annotation of a GenBank genome assembly. NCBI's taxonomy places the organism in Eukaryota, Metazoa, Mollusca, Gastropoda, Lymnaeidae.
GAUUUGUCUUUGUAAGUCUGGAAAGACAAAUAGCUUGCACUUUGUGUCUGUCGUAGAACAUUAUAAUUAUAUAAGCCUACGCUUUAAAAAAAUUCAAACUGAACCGUUAAUGUGAUCUACCAGGAUCACGGGACUAACUACAAAUACAAAGUUAAAGUUAAUAUUAAUGUGAUAAACCAGACUCACAAUCAAAAUUUAAAACUUGAAAUUACUUACUGUAACUGUAACCUACAAAAGUAACAAAAAGUUAAUUAUUAAUGUGAUUGGUUGUGAAUAUUGUGAUUGUGAUACUGAUACUGAUAUACAUCGGGCUAACACUUAAAAAAACAACAGGACAGUACAGUACAGUGUUUCAAGUUUCAGCAGUGUAAAUCAGUGUAAGUGUAAGUUAAACGUGUAACACUAACACAUUGCCUACAGCCUACAAACUAGACUAACACUUAUACUUAUAUAGGCCUAUGCUAUAUACUAUAUAUUAUAUAUUAUAUAUAUAUAUGUAAGUUUGAAUUUCUAUAAUUAUAUCCGUGAGCAUGGGUGGCGUUAGAUGUAGAACUAGAACUUACAACUAGCCUACAUAGCAACUUGAACAAUUAGGAGUCAGGAGUAGUCUAGUCUAGAAAAGUUAAGAAGAAGACAUUUUUAAAACUUUUUGUUCUGCUCUGCAAGGAAACUAGGACGCCUUACUUACUUACUAGCUUAGAAAUAGAUGGGUGAUUUUGAUUUAGCAUUUAAUGUACGCUUUUUUUUUGUUUAAAGGACAGGACAUUAAAUUAAAUUUUAAAUUAAAAAUUAUCUAUGAACUAUGAGGGAAGCAUUAUGCGCACAUUGUAUGUAAAGUAUAAUGCUAUUAAUGCUAAGUUGACAUUAAGUGUUAUCAGCAGACUGAAAUUUUCAUAGAAUAUAAUAUUAAUGCAAAGCGUUAUCGGCAGACCAAAAUUUUCAAAUAAUGCAGAAUAUUAUCUGCAGACAGAAAUUUUUGCAUCAUCUCGCAAAUUUCAAGAAAUAGUUUGGAUCUUAUUCCAAGACGGGAGGGGUAGUCUUCUUCUUCUUUAUUUUAAGGGCCCACGAUCAAUGAAUUGAUCAUUCUGGCUCCUAUGUUUCAGAGAGGUUUGCGAUGUUACUGUCCAUGGGUUUCAAUGGGAUACUUCACUGGUUGCAAGGGCGACUCAGCAGUGGUGUUAUGAACUGGGGGUUGGAAUACAGGAGGCAAUAGACACAAAUGUAUCGAGUGUAGCCGCCUCAACUGUUGCUUUUGGAAGCUUGUUCCAGUCCCCUAUUGUCUUCGGCAGGAAUGAGGAGCUUCUGUACUUCGUUCUUGUUUUUACCAGCCGGAACUGUUUGUCGUGACUUCGUCGCAGUCUGGGGGGAAGAUUAACGAGUUUCUGUUUGAUUCCGGAGCAGUGCACCAGUCCAUUUGUUAUCUUGUACAACAUGGUGAGCCUGGAUAGUCGUCGUCGUUCUUCCAAUGUCGACCAGCCCAGUGUUUCCAGCAUGCUGCCAACACUCGAGGUGCUUCUGUAGCGGUUCAUGACAAAGCGUGCUGCCCGUCGCUGGACCGCCUCCAACCUGUCUAUGCUUUUCUGGGUAAAUGGGUCCCAGACUGUAGAAGCGUACUCUAAAAUAGGUCGGACAAAGGCUUUAUAGGCUUUUUCUUUCACGCUUGAGUUGCCGAUCUUCAGAUUGCGCCUUAGGAACCCCAGGGUCUUGUUUGCCCGGUUGCACACACUGUUAAUGUGCUCGUCCCAGCGGACCUCUCUUUGGAUGGUAACACCCAAGUACUUAACGGAGGAAACUGGCUCAAGAAUAUGGCCAUGCAGUUCGUAAGAGUGGUUUAGAGGGAACCUGCUUCUGGAGACUGACAGGGUUUGGCACUUGACGGGAUGAAAUUCCAUGUCCCAGCUUAUCUCCCACUCAGCUAACCGAUUGAGGUCUUGUUGAAGCUGGCUCUGGUCAGAGCUGUUGACCAUUGUCCUAUAUACCGCCGUGUCGUCUGCGAACAGUCUUGCUUGAGAGGUCAGCUUCUCGGGCAGAUCGUUGAUAUAUGCUAGGAACAAACAAGGGCCUAGCACUGAGCCCUGGGGGACCCCUGACUUAACACUGACAAAGGAGGAGGUUUUGCCAUCUACCACUACUGCCUGGCAUCGGUCGCUGAGGAAGCUAGAGAUCCAUGUUUUGGUAGUGCCUUGGAUCCCAUAUCUAUGCAGUUUGUGCAAUAGCAAGCUAUGGUUGACACGGUCAAACGCUUUUGAAAAGUCCAGCACAAGCACAUCAGUCUGCUUGCUGUAUUAAGUAUUGUAGUAUAUAUUAAUCUUUAAUGAAUUUAAUGAGCAUGGCAAAACACAUUUCAACACUGAAGCUAUGCAAAAAUUAAAGAAAACAUUUUAAUAGGCCUAACCAUUUCCAUUUACUUUUAAGCUUAAAGCAGGGGUCUCCAAACUAUGGCUCGUGGGUCGUAUCCUGCCCACGAGGCCCUCUCAUCCAGCCCGUGAAGGCCUUUUUGUCAACGGAAAAAAUUACGGAAAUUGACAGGUUUCCUGCCAAGAUUAGCCACUGCUUACGUGGACGUUAAUUUUUUUACCGAAUUAAAAUAGAGGCAUGCAGUAGUGCGUUAUGUUUUCCAACCGAUCACUACAUUCUAAAACCUUAUUCGCUGUUUAUGAAGACAUGAAGAUCACACAAGAGCUGGCUUCCCUACAUAGCUGGUACGGCAAUAUUAUCGGAGAGGAUAUAUUCAAUGAGUUGAAAAAAACAUUUGCUGAUUAUAACUUGGACUGAAAUAACCUCAGUCGCCUGACAGUUGAUGGAGGAAAGAACAUGUGGGGCAUAAGGAAAGGCUUGGUUGGACAAGUGAAGCAGAUGUAUAAUGAGAAAAACAUUCUACAACCAAUGUUCUUGCACUGUAUUAUUCACCAGCAAGCUUUGUGUGCUAAAUAUGCGGAAAUUAGCAGUGUACUGAAUCCUGUGGUGAAGGUGGUGAAUUUAAAAAGGUCACAUGGGCUCAACCAUAAACAGUUCAGACCUGUUGAAAGAUACAGACACAGAAUUUCAAGAUAUACCAUAUUACACAGCAGUAAGAUGGCUAAGUUGUGAAAAAGUUCUGAGAAGAUUAGUUAAGUUAGAAAGGAAAUAUGUGACUCCUGGAAAGUAAAGGCAAACCACUGCUGUUACUGUCUGAUGAAGACAUAACUCGUCAUUUAAACUUUCUAAAACUAAAACUACACAGAGAGGAAAAUAUAGUUUUCUAUCUAUACACCCACCUAAAGGCCUUCAGAUACUAACUCAUCUUGUUUUUGAAGCAAAUACAGGCCAACAACUAGACGCACUUUCAGCAGUGCAAGGUCUUCAUGGCUGAAGCAACAGUGGAGUUCCCCACGUCAUUUGCAUGCGAGAUCAUCAAAGACCUCCAGCUGCAGUUUCAGCAGCAGUUUUCUGGAUUCAAAGGCAGAAGAAGUGAGACUGUUUCAAAACUCAUUUGAAGCAGAUGUGGCCAGUUGCCCAGAUGAACUGCAGCUGGAGAUCAUUGAGUUGCUAGCAAAUGACCUUCUUAGGGACAAGUUCAAAGAAGGACUGGUGGGUUUUUAUCACAUUUUUCAAUAUAACUGUGAACAAACAUUUUCAAGAAUGAAAUACGUGAAGAACAAUUUGAGAACAAACUUGUCCGAUGAUAAUCUCAGGCCACUGUUAUAGGGACAUCAGAUCUAAAGCCAGAAAUGGCUGCUAUUUUGGCAUCCAGGAAAAUAUUUCACCAUUCCCACAAAUACAGGUGUUCAUGUGUGGCGUAUCAAUGUGUUAUUAAAUAAUAACUGAAUAAAAUAAUAUUAAAUAAAUAAUUAAAAAUAGCAUCCAUGUUUUGAUUAUUUUUUUAUUUAGAUCUAGAGCGUGUAGUUGGCCCCCGAAUUGCUGUUUGAUAAUUAAUGCGGCCCUUGGGUUGAAAAGUUUGGAGACUCCUGGCUUAGAGCAACAGGCGGUCCUCACGCCUUUUACUGUGCCCCUCCACGGUGCUUCUAACAGCAAUUUCUGAAUUUAUUGUAUUAAUGUAAAUAAAUUUUCAGAAUAUUUGAACUGUUUAGUUGUAUUGAAUUUCUUGUCCUUAUUAUUAUAUGAAAUUAAAGAAAACUGUUAUACCAUCGUGACAAGAAAACUAUAGCCUGCUUUCCAUUAUUAAGUCACACCAUAAUAUAGGCUUAUAUAAUACCAUAUUAUGUGAAUUCCUUUUAAAAAACAUAUUGGAAAGUGGUCAAUUAAUUGUACCUACAUCUGCUCUGUUGGGGGCCAACAUAGGGUCUAUUCGACCUAUGUCUAGAGAUUGUUACUUAUAUAUCCAGUUGAUCCACCUAGACAUAACUCUAAUUUUUUAGUAUUUCAUAUUAAAAAUUAUACUACUAGUAAUAAAAAUAUGUAGCCUAAGUCAGACUGGUUCCAUGGGCUCUGAAGUUUCCCUUGCCUUGUAAGGGAGUAGGGAGUCAGUUGCAUGUUUCAAUUCUUUAUGUAGACUUACAUUUACCCAAUUUAGAGAGGUCUUAAAAUGAUGUCAAAGCUUGAUAGGGCAUCAUUUUGUUUCUUUAAGUACUCACCUUAAAUAAGAUAUUUCACCUGGUCCACAAAUUUUCUGUCUGAAAUAGUUGCAUGGUCAUGCCAUCCUACAGUGUUAUGAUGCAGAGAGGUGGCGCGUUCGACUAGCCAACCGAGGGUCCCAGGUUCUAAUCCUGGUGAAGGCUAGGAUUUUUUCUUGGCUCUUGAGGGUGUCCGUGAGUUUACCUAACUCUGGUGGGUACCUGGCAUUAGUUGAGUGAAAAGUAAAGGUGGCUGGCCACACACUUAGCUAAUAUGCCAUUGCCACAAAUACACAACUCUUGAGAUAAAAAAAAAUAUAUUUGAAGUAGUUAAUGUUUUAUGUGCUUAUUAGAGAAAAAACAAAUGAAUGUUAUAGUCUAUAAAUGAAGUUAUACAAAGAAAAAAUAAAAAUAAACAGUCUAAAGAGCUUUUUUAGUAACGUUAUACUCAGUAAAGAUUAGUAAAGUAUAUAAAAAUGUCCAGUUAGAACAGCUAACACACAAGUAUAUAAAAAAUGUACAGUUAGAACAGCUUGUACACAAGUACAUCGAAAUGUACAGUUAGAACAUCUAUCAGGGUUCUUAAGCUAAAAUCAUUUUAAAAUUUCCAAACUUUUCAAAGAAUUCCCAAACCAAAUAUCACUGAUGUGUCAAUUUUAAUUUCGUCAUUUUAAAGAAAAAGUAUACAUGAAGUUAAAAAAUCAUUACAACUUGCCACAAAUGCACUUAAUUUGAAAUUAUGCGACCAGCAGCGAAUCUGCGCAUAUUGUUGGGUGUUAUCGGUAGACCGAAAUUUUAGAACAACAAUGAGCAUUAUGUGCACAGCUGUGCGUAUAAUCACUUUGCUCGAAGUCAAUUGACUAUUGAAUUUGAGUAUUAUUAUUGUAUUUAAUUGCCUAUGCCUGUUGUUUAUUAUUAUCAUCAGUAUCACUGUUCACUAGUGUCAAUUGUCAUGUCAGUAGAGUGUGUAUAGUAUAGUAUGAAAUGAAAGGGACUAACAAUAAAUUAAAAUUCAAAUAUUUUACUAUAUAUUUUAUUAUUAAUUAUAUUUUAUAUUAUAUAGGUUUAGAAAUGUCUAUCAAUAACUAAAGUGAAAAUCUUGGUCUCGGCCUUUUAAUUUUUAUUUAAUAUAGCCUUGUCUUAGACUAUUAAUAGUACUAGUACUAGUAUUUCUAUGAUUAUGAGUCUAACUUAACUAAUUAGUUUAAUAACUAUUACAAUUUACAAUAGAUAUACUAUGGUCAUAGUACCGGGUACUAGAUUAUUAUUAGCUAUACCAAUUGUACAAAGACCCACCCACAUUUGAAAUGAAGCGAAGACAAAAUAAACAAUAAUGUCAUGAAAGACACACAGAUGACAACAUCAAUAUAAACAAGCACACCUUUGAGUGAGUAGCUACCGGUACUUAAAAUCAAAUCUCUAGGGGCGACUAUAAACAAGCACAAAUUAAUAAAGUAAUGUCGGAGGUGAAAGAAAGGAUAACAUCUGGCAACCGUUCCUAUUUCAGCCUACAAAAGCUAAUAUACUUCUAAGAAGCAAAUACUUCACAAGGGGAACAGAGAAUGCAAUGUACACCACUAUUAUAAAACCAAUAGUUACUUAUGAAAGUAAGACCGGAAAAGCAGAAAACCUGCUAAUUACAAGGGAGAGGAAAAUUCUCAGGAAAAUAUAUGGCUCAGCGAUAGACAAUCUUGUUUGGAGAAUCCAUACAAAACCAAUAGCUAUAGAUCUAUCAAUAAUACAAAGACCCGCCCAUGGUCACAACAAUAAAAAAGGGCAGCCUGCGUUGGUCAGGACAUAUUGAAAGGAUGUUGGAUUUUAGAACUGCAAAAAUUAUAUACAGGCAGAAAUCUAGGGGCAGAUGACUCACCGUUCGCCCAAGGCUGAGAUGGAUCGAGAUGUAGAAAAGGAUUUACAUCAGUUGGGGGUUUGUGCAUGGAAGCGGUGGAGCAGGCCAGCGCCUUACAUGGGCUGUAGCGCCACUGAUGAUGAUGACUAGUUUAUUAUUAUUAUUAUUACGUAAGUAUUAGUUAAGAAAAUUCAGAAGUGAAAUGACUCAAAACUUAGUGGGAGGCAUAAUACACAGUUGCCUGGGAAUAAUACUCAACAUUAUUUGCAGCCGAUAAAGGGUUCACUACAGUUAGCAAUUUAAAUUAAAGAAUGUGGUGGAAUUAUUGGCUGUAUUAUAUAUAUAAUUUGUUUUAAUUUGAACAGACUUUAUUAAUAUGCAGUAGGCUGGGAAUAAUGCUCAGCAUUGAAUGGUUUAUUACUGCUAUCAAUUAUGAUUCCCAGCCAACUGUGAAUAACAACUCUGAAACUCAUGUAGAGCCAGAUGUGUCUAGUCUUAGUUUAAUUGAUAUAAUAAAUUUUAUUUCUUCUUCUAUAUCUUAAGGGCCCACGAUCAAUUUAUUGAUCAUUUUGGCUCCUAUGCAUGUAGAUGGGAUUUGUAAUGUUUCUGUUACUGGUGUUGAUGAAGAAAUCAUGCACAAGGGGUUUGAAGGCUGGAGGCAAUAGACACAAAUGUGUCUAGUGUUGUCGCCUCAACCGUUCCUUUUGAAAGAUUGUUCCAGUCCCUGAUUGUCUUGGGCAGGAAUGAGCAGCUCCUAUACUGGCUUCUUGCUGGUAGGAGCCUGAAUUGCCUGUCAUGGCCUCGACGCUGUCUAUGGUGGAGAGGGACGAGUUUCUGUUUAAUACUGGAACAGUGGACCAGCCCAUUAUUUAUCUUGUACAUCAUGGAGAGCCUGGAUUGUCGUCGUCGUUUCUCCAAUGGUGACCAGCCUAGUGUUUCUAGCAUUGAGGGACGAGUUUCUGUUUAAUACUGGAACAGUGGACCAGCCCAUUAUUUAUCUUGUACAUCAUGGAGAGCCUGGAUUGUCGUCGUCGUUUCUCCAAUGGUGACCAGCCUAGUGUUUCUAGCAUGCUGCCAACACUAGAGGUAUUCCUGUAGCGGUUUAGGACAAAGCGUGCUGCUCGUCGCUGGACAGCCUCCAACCUAAUGUCAAAUCCACUAAUUCAGUUUGUAACAUUUUAGAGUUUUCAUUUUAGUCACUUUGGCUUUGGAGUUUUUUUCAUUCAACUUCAAGUAGUGAAGUGAAAAUCUUAAAAGACUAGCCUACUAGCACUGAGAAAAGAUUAGAUUUUAAUUAGUAAGAUAUAGUUCACAUGGACAGGCAUUGUCGUAAGUUAUAAUUGAAUUUAUAAUGUGGUUGUUAAAUUAAGUGACUGAAUAAGAAGGGAAUCAGAUCUCAUAAUAAUAAUUCAUCAAUUAAUCUUUUGGUUUUAAUUAGGCCAACUUUUUAGUGUUCAAUUAAAAGAAAAAGCAAAAAUGUGAUAAAAUUAUUAGCUAUAAUACUGGCCCUAUUUGAAAAUGAGUUUUGACCGAGACAGUGGUGAACAUUCUGUUGUGUACUUUUUAGGGGCAGGCCUACUGACACUAUUGUGAUCAUAGAAAAGUGUCUGUCAUUGACUGAAAUGUAGAAUUAUGUUUUGGUUAGCAUUACUUUUAUAAAUACUUAAUGAAGGACCACUAAUUGAAAUAAAUGUCAAUAUUUUUUAAAAAUAUAUUUUUUGCUCUCAGAUCAGCCUCAGUUAGACAUCUUGUAAGAAACAUUCUUAUGACGUAGUUCUUAUACAGAAAUGGGAGGAUUAAACAGCACAUCCGAGGACACUGAAAGAGGUGACGUACAUAUUUACUACAUAAUUAAACAUGCAAAUAUUUGCCAUACACUAUUAACAAUUGUAUAAUUUUAAAGUGAAGAAAGAUAAUAAUAUUGUUAAUUGAUUUGUUAUCAAUGAUCAUUUUGUAAGGAUAACAAUACUUUUUAUGUAGCAUAGAUGAUAUAAUGAUAAAAAUACUUUUUAUCCACCAUAGAUGAUGUAACGAUAACAAUACUUUUUAUGUGCCAUAGAUUAUGUAAUUAUAACAAUACUUUUUAUGUACCAUAGAUGAUGAUAUUCAUACAAAAAGAGACAACUUUCAUUUAGGUGAGAAGGAUUUAGUAAUUUAUUUAUAUCUUAUUGAAAAUUUAUGAUAGAAAUAUUUAUUUGCCCAUUUUUCAGAUCAUGAAUUUUAUUAGACUUGAAACAUAAAUUUACAUCUUUAAAUGCAAUAAAAUAAUUUUAGCUACCAAUAUUAUGAAUACUUUAUUUCAUUAAGGUAUAUAUCAAAUAUAAUUGUAAAAACUAUAUAUUAUACUGACUUCAUCUACCUUGUUAUGUUUCUUGGAAAGUUAUGAAACUUUGAGCUUCAUGAACACAGCUGAAAGUUAUGAAACACUGAGCUUCAUGAACACAGCUGAAAGUUUUGAAACUUUGAGCUUCAUGAACACUGGUGAAAGUUAUGAAACACUGAGCUUCAUGAACACUGGUGAAAGUUUUGAAACACUGAGCUUCAUGAACACAGGUGAAAGUUUUGAAACUUUGAGCUUCAUGAACACAGCUGAAAGAAAAUAAUUUAAAUAAUGCCUUGAUUCAUAUCUUUGAAACUUUCAGAGGCAAAUCCAGAAAUCAAAAUAGUUGUGAUCUAUGAACAGCCACAAGGCACAGGUCUACAUCUCUGCUUGACCCUUGAUCCAAGUCAGCCCACAACAUCACUUAAAGCUGACCUAACACAUUUGACUGGUGUGCCAGCAGAGCAUGUGCUUCUCAUUCAUAAACUCAAGAAAUUAAAUGAUGAACUAUCUCUUCGGGACCAAGCCGUUGAACCAAAUGAUUUCAUAGUCUUUCGUGACCAGAGAUUAAGCUACUCAUUUCCUUAAUCCUCAUGUCUUCACUGUCAUUACUUAGCUCUCCAUUGAUGAUAAUGAUAAUCAUUAAGAGGAAUGUGACAAUUAUUAUUUUGAGAUUUUGCAGACUUUUCAAAAUACUUGAUCACAAGCCCCAAGUCUUACUUAUAACUUGUAAACAUUGUGUACAGCAUCUUUCAGAAAAAAAAAAGGUUUUUGUAAAAAAAAAUAAUAGAAAUGUGAUUUUGAAAAAAUCCACUAUGACACCCUUUCACACAUUGAUACACUACAACACUAUUGCACUUGUUGACACACUAUGACACACUAUGACACACAUUGACACCCUAUCACACAUUGAUACACUAUAACACUAUUGCACAUGUUGACACACUAUCACACACUAUGACACACAUUGACACCCUAUCACAUUCUAUCAUACACUAUGACAAUAAUCUGACACUUUAGUUGAACUGAAAUAAUUUUAUGCUUAAUGGAUCGUUAAUGGAUGCUUAAAAGAAUCCAUAAAAUCCUUUCAUGGUAAAUCUUGAUUUGUUUAGAUUUGAUGACUGAGAUAAAUCACCAGUGAUCAGUACUUCUUCUUGCAGUAAUAACUCCACGUCAUCAGGCUUUGUGACUGCAUUCAACAUUUCAGGCAGCUAAUACAAAUUUAGACUCUCCUAUCUACCUUUUUUGGUUACACAAUACUUUCUGGUGACCUUGAACUUAUAUAUCUUUCUCAUAAAUCUGUUAUGAUUUCUUCUCAUGACCACAGAAACCUAGUGGGAAAUCAUUGGGGGAUCACAUGAGCUUUUCACUAUUGCUCAGAGUUGUCUCCCUGUUGUUUGCAACUGUGUGGGAAAGGUAUAAGUGACAGAUUUUAGCUGUCUGUUUGGGAAUAUGUUUUCAUAUCAUGCCAUCAGUUUGACCAGGCAGGGAUAGCUUUGAAAAGCCCUAUGAUCUUAACAUUUCAUUUUCCUUACAGUCAUUUGGCUAGUAUUUGCAUUUGAAAAAUAAUUUAAAAUGUCUUAUGUUAACAUUUUUAUAGUUUAAAAUUGUCUUAUGUUAAAAUUUUUACAGUUUAACAUUGUCUUAUGUUAACAUUUUUUAGUUUAAAAUUGUUAUUUAAUCAGAAUGUUUACUAUCUGUGUUUUUUUUGUUGAUAUGCUGAAAAUAAUUAUGUUCAUUGUAAUCAAUACACGAUCCAAUUUAAUUGGAUGAAUAAAAGAAUCUUAUCUUAUCAUGAGGCCCAAUAUCUUAUCAUGAGGCCCAAUAUCUUAUCAUGAGGCCAGUAAAGAUCGUUAGUGAUGAAGAUGUUACUAGUAAAUAUAGUUUUAGUGUUAAUUAUCCACAUUCACAAAACACGAGGGAAGCCCAUGUAUUUAGCAUCAUAUAAAAUGAGUAAAACAGAGUAGGGUCUCUCCCCUCAUUACCCUAUUUAGCAUCACAACAAUUUAUUAUGUAUAAAUUACACUACAUGAAAUACAUCUCCGAAAUUGAAGGAAAUAUAACUGAUAUUGUCUAUUUACUUGACAUAUGACUUUCACACAGAUCUAUUAAAUAAGUGACCCAAUGCUAUGAGAUUUAUGGCGAGCGCCGAUGUCUUCAAUGAACAAAUGCUUCCCUUUUGCUUCUGUCCUUGUAUUCUUUUGCUGCGCAUGACAUAUAUUAAUUAACUCCUGUUCCUUCUAACUUAUAAAAACAAUACAUUAUUCCUAAACAAAAUAUAUUAUCUAAAUACUUGAUCUGUGACAUACGCCCCGCCCCUAUUGAAAAAAUUUUGUGCAACAAAAUUUAUUUAGCACAAAAAUGAAAUACUUUCAACAUAAAACGAAUAAAAUACUAUAACUUAAUUAAGACCCAUUCAUGGUUAAUACUUCAUUGCAAUUAUUAAAAAAUAUGUAAAAGUUUAUCUUGGAAAAAAUUGAGACUAUUUGUAAACUAUGUGCCCUGAUCAAAUAUCAGUAUAUCAAUUUGAUUUUAAAUCUUAAUGUUUAACUCACAUGUGGCAAGAUCUAUUUAUAAAUCAGAUAUCAUGAUGUCUCUUGUUAAUUUAUGGCAGGAAUACACCUCUGCUCAAUCAGUCUAAUAUAUUCAUAAUACUGUGUAUGUCAGAUCAUAACACUAAAGUCUUGUGUUGCAGGAAUACACCUCUGCUCAUUGAUUAUUAAAUAUUCAUAAUAUUCUGCUUUUGGAUGCAUGUCUUACACAUUCUCAAUUAUGCAUGGCUUAUACUCUCUUUUACUUAUUUGAGUCAUAUGAACUGAAACUUACAUUAUGUAUAUUGUCCUGAUUCUAUCACAACAAAUGAAAUAACAUAAAAAAUAUAACACAUUGUUAUGUAACCAAUAUCAUAUGUCAUCAAAAUCAUCCUUAUAUUGUAUCAUCAGUACAAAUAUGGACUAUUCAUUUGUGAAUAUAUUCACAUUCAAUAUUGAAAAACCAAUUAAUAUAUGUUUCAAUUUCUUUAUGUACAUACUUUCAGUUAAGUCACAAAGAGAUUGUGUCAGAAUACAAAA